Molecule: messenger RNA, 4687 nt
Organism: Sciurus carolinensis (gray squirrel)
Lineage: Eukaryota; Metazoa; Chordata; Mammalia; Rodentia; Sciuridae
Gene: Znf25
Product: zinc finger protein 25
Exons: 7
Coding region: 635-2005 (456 amino acids)
Biological process (GO): regulation of DNA-templated transcription
Source: RefSeq, a predicted model, not a curated record
GGUCGGGAGCGGGGAAGCGGGACUUGGCGACGACCGGGUCAAAAUCUGGAGGCCGCGGCUUGCGCCGAGAGCCUGGAGGGCCUGCGGGAGGGACCUGGCGGGGAAGCCGGCUAUUUGCACAGCUGACCUUCUCAAGAAGUUGUCGUGACCUGUGAGGGGCAACCCAGGAGGCCCGACGCGGCGGGGAAAGCGGGCCAGGCUGCCCGGAGGGAGCGGCCCUGUGUGACGUGGAGCCUGACCCGCCGAGUCCGAGCGCGCGUCUGCUUCGCUGGCUGCAGCCAGUUCUGGUUGAGAGCCAAUGCUCACGACUGGAUGGGCCAGCUAAUCUCAGGUGACUCGGUCAUCUAAAGAAUGAGGAUGAAAAUACCUUUGAGGGACGUUUGCUGUCCUGAAUAGUCAGUCGAGGUAAAUGAUAAGGAAUCAAUAAAGUGAACAUACACAUAAUUUUCAAAGCAACCAAUAAGAAAGAAAUGUUUAUAUUCACUCAAAAAUGUCCCAGGUUCAAGAUUAUAUCAGAGUCAUCGAUGGACAGGAGAUUCCUGGAGCUGUAACAUAUGGUCUCUUAUGACUUUUCUCUUACAACUUUCCCUGCUUGGGCUUUAUAGUUUCUACCCUUUCCCAAGAGCAGCAGAAAAUGAACAAGUUCAAGGGACCAGUGACAUUUAAGGAUGUUACUGUGGAGUUCACCAAAGAGGAAUGGAAAUUACUAACUCCUGCUCAGAGGACCCUGUACAAGGAUGUCAUGCUGGAGAACUACAAUCACCUGGUCUCAGUGGGUUAUCGUGUGAAUAAGCCAAAUCUGGUCUUCAAAUUGAAGCAAGGAAAAGAGCCAUGGAUAUUGGAAGUAGAAUUUCCACGUCGGCGCUAUCCUGAAGACCUAUGGAAUAUUCAUGACAUUGGGGCAAAAUACCAGAAAAGUCAAGCUGGAAAUUCAAGGAAUGGAGAACUCACAAAACAUCAGAAAACUCCUAACCAGGAGGAAAGUUAUGAAUGUAACCAAUGUGGAAAAUCCUUCGGCCAAAAGUCCGCCCUUAUAGUGCAUCGGCAUACACAUUACAAGAACAAAUCCUAUGAAUGUGAAAAAUGUGGGAAAUCUUUCUCUAUAAAUGAAGACCUCAUAAAACAUCAGAAAAUUCACACCAGAGAUAAAACCUAUGAAUGUAAAGAAUGUAAGAAAAUUUUCUACCACCUGUCAUCUCUUAGUAGACAUCUGAGAACCCAUGCAGGAGAGAAACCCUAUGAAUGUAAUCAGUGUGAAAAAUCUUUCUAUCAGAAACCACAUCUCACAGAACAUCAGAAAACACACACUGGGGAGAAACCCUAUGAGUGUACUGAAUGUGGGAAGUUCUUCUAUGUGAAGGCAUACCUCAUGGUACAUCAGAAAACACAUACAGGGGAAAAACCCUUCAAGUGUAAGGAAUGUGGGAAAAACUUUUCUCAGAAGUCACACCUCACAGUACAUCAAAGAACACACACAGGGGAGAAACCCUAUAAAUGUAAGGAAUGUGGAAAAUUCUUUUCUAGAAAUUCACACCUCAAAACUCAUCAGAGGACUCACACAGGAGAAAAACCUUAUGAAUGUAAGGAAUGUGGUAAAUGCUUCUACCAGAAGUCAGCCCUCACAGUACAUCAGCGAACUCAUACAGGGGAGAAACCCUUUGAAUGUAAUAAAUGUGGUAAAAACUUUUACUAUAAAUCAGACCUCACUAAACAUCAAAGAAAACACACAGGAGAGAAGCCCUAUGAAUGUACAGAGUGUGGUAAAUCAUUCUCUGUGAAUUCAGUCCUCAGAUUACAUCAAAGGACUCAUACAGGAGAGAAACCCUAUGAAUGCAAGGAAUGUGGGAAAUCUUUUUCUCAGAAGUCACAUUUUACCAUACACCAGAGAAAACACACAGGGGAGAAACCCUAUGAGUGUCAGGAGUGUGGGGACACCUUUAUCCAGAAGUCACAACUCACUGCACAUCAGAAGACACACACACGGAAGGGAAAAGCUGAGAAAUAGUGUGAGUUGAGAAUUUCUGUCUGAGUUUAUCAUUUGGUGUUAUCAGAUGAUUUACACAAGAGAGAAACCUCAUGAGUAUUAUCAAUAAGGGAAAAAUUUCAACCACACUCUCCUCAUAGAAUAUCAGCAAAUGCAUAAAGAGAAAUUCUGUAAAUUUAUUAGGGAGAAAUUUUUACCACACAGUCGAGUAUAAAUAUCAGACUUUAUAGAUGGCAGAAACUCUACAAACUAUAAAAUAUGAAGAAAUAUUUCUUUCAGAAGUCAUACUUUAUUUUCCAACAUCAAAAUCACACAAGAGAAGGUGGGUAUGGUGGCACACACCUAUAAUCUCAGUGCUCUGGAGGAUGAGGCAGGAGGAUCAUGAGUUCAAAGCCAGCCUCAGCAAUGGCGAGGUGCUAAGCAACUCAAUUAGACCCUGUCUGUAAAUAAAAUACAAAAUAGGGCUUGGGAUAUGCUCAGUGAUCAAGUUCCCCUGAGUUCAAUCCCUGGUACCAAAAAAUAAAAAAUAUAAAUCACACAAGAGAGAAAUCCUAUGAGUAAAUAAAUGUCAAGAAGUUUUCUGACAGGACAGUCAGCACUUCACAUCUAAAAGCUAACAAAUAUAAGAAACUCCUGUGCACAUUCUGAAUAUUCAGAAGUCUUUUUAUACAAGUUGCACUUACAAGAAAUUAGAGAACUCAAGGGGGAUAAUUGCAAAGAUUGUAACAGGCAUAGAAGCAGUUAUUAAAGAACUAAUGUUUCAGUGAAUGUCAUAUCAUUGAUAAUUUGGAUAAUACCUCUAUAAAUAUUUGAAAGAUUUUCAACAAAAUUUCAAAUAAUUUCUACUGAUGGAAGCAGUUACGCUAUAAAGCAUGAUGUGUAUUCCAAGGGUUCUUUUUUCCUUUUCAAAGAAACCUGCAAGUAUCCACAUACAUGAAGCUUUUAAGAAAGCAAAAAUAAAUUGAGUAAUCAGACAACAUCAUUAAACACACAUGAAGAGUCUUUUGGUAUGUAGGACUUUUGUGUGCCUGUAAGUGUACUACAAAAUAUAACUUACAGAUGUCUGACAUGCAAGUAGAACCCAUCUCUAAUUGUACAUAGGAAAACAUGUUAGUUAACCUUAGUUCAAUAAUUAUUAUGUGUAGGAGAACUGUCACAUUACCUGAACAGUGGUUUCUGUUGUUGCUGUGAUAUGUAUUGUAGUGUAAUACUCCCUUUUUUUCUUUUAGUGCGUCUUUUCCUCCCAUUUCCUGGCACUUGUAAAUAGAUAUAGACUUUGUUACUGAAUUAACCCUUUAAAAUGAAGCUAAAAUGUUCUUGUUAAAUGUUCAGCUGUCUUAUGGUCAGCCAAAUUUUGGAGCAGGGACACAUUUAUUUUUAGCAAAAGUCUGAGCUGUUUUUAAAGCAGCCAAAAACAGUAACAUUUAUUAUACUCUACACUAUAGAAACAAACAGUGCUAUGUUAGAAAUAUAAUUAUCUUACUGAUGGUGUUUUAGCAGGGUGUAUGUAGUUAUCCAUGCUUGUAUUUUGUGUGAGUCCUAAAUGUUCUUCCAUACAUUUUUCUUCCUAGUAGAAGCAACAUGGCAUAAUGGUUAAGAGUGAGGACUCUGGGCUACUAGCCUAAGCUCAGAUUCCAGCAAAGGGGGCAUGUCACUGAACCUCCCCAUGCCUCAGUUUCUUUUCUGUAAGAGUAGUGAUAGUAUCAUCUUAACAUUGCUCAAGGUUGAAGUGAGUUAAUAUUUUAAAGCACUUAGUAUAGUGUCUGAGACACAAGAACUAUAUAUUAUCUAUCAUAGUAAUUAUAAUUUGUAUCUCAUGAAUUAUCCUGUAAAAAAAAAAAAAAAAAAACCCAGCACUCAUCUCCCACCUUAUUGCUGCCAGUGCCUUGGUUUUGUUUGGUUGUUUGUUUUCCCAGUGAUUCUGGAAGAGAAUUGAGAUUAAGCUAGGCCAGUGGUUGGCAAACCACAGCUCAUCUGCCAGAUCUCAUCCACUACCCAUUUUUGUGCAAGGUGAGAAAAGUUUUUUAUUACUAAGUGACUGAAAAAACUUACAGAAUAUUUUGUGACAUUUGAAAAUUAUAUGAUAUUCAAAUUUCAGUGUCCAUAGAGCACUUUGAGGACAACUAAUACAAAUAAAAACCAUUUCUUUAUGUUUUGCCUGUGGUUGUCUUCACCAGUAGAGUUCAGUAGUUGUGACAGAUCAUAUGGCCCACACAGCCUAAGACAUUUACUACUUGGCACUUUACAAAAUAAGUUUUCUGUUACAUAGAGCUGAAAACAUUGCAGCCAAUGUAGAGGUAUACUUUUAUACAUGGAAUGUGAUUCAGAAAUGAAUACAGCAAUUUGUGGGUGGAUGUUUUUGUGCAGUAUAUUUAUUUUAUGCAUUAUAUUUAUGUUUAAAGCCUAAGCUUAGAGGUAUUUUUUUUCAAAGAAAUGUGUUUUUUACUCACUGUAUUGACAUAAAAUAAAAAAAUUCCUGAUAGAGUGUAACAAACAAAUACAUGAAAUAAACUGUGUAAAUUGAAUUGAAUUAUUAAUUGAUCCUUCCCUACAAUAUUUAUUUAUUUUCUUCCAAGUCAAUGAGCAGUUCUCCCCAUGUUGUUUUAGUUUUCCCACUGUACCAUCACAAGGUACCAUCUCUAUCUCAUAUUUGACAUAACCUAAUGACAGAAAUUUGUAGAUAGAUGGUUUUCAAAGAUAGUU